AUGAUUCAAAUUGAAUUCCCUGGUUUCAGUCUGUGUCUAAAUAAUGGCAAAUGCAUCGACCUUGUGAACGAUUACAAAUGUGACUGUCCUUACGGCUACACUGGUCGCAAUUGUCAAAUUUUCGUCGAUCUUGACAAAUUCAACGAUACUGAUAGGCAGGAACAAAAACGCUGCGAACUGUCCAACUGCGGCUCGAAAGGUGGUGACGGUGUAUGCGACGCCGAGUGCAACUAUUUCGCUUGCGGCUUCGAUGCUGGCGAUUGCUCAGCCAAAGGCGUUCCCUUCAGUAAAUGUGCUUCGGCCAGCUAUUGCUCCCACGUUUUCAAGGAUGGACAUUGCGAUUCAAUCUGCAACAACGAAGAGUGCCUGUUCGACGGCUUCGACUGUUCUCCCAGUCGUCGUGACUGCCCAUCGACCAUUGUGGAUUACUGUCGCGCUCAUGGUCAUGACGGUUUCUGUGACGAACAGUGCAAUUCACCAGAAUGCGACUUUGAUGGUGGCGACUGUGCAGGAAGGAAGCCGCCUGCCCUCCUUCCUGGAGACAUUUCUAUCGUGGUGCUUACUACUCCAGAGGAAUUCGUGAAGAACGUCGGCUUAUUUCUUCUCACAUUGAGCCAGAAAUUACGAGCUUCAAUUCGAAUGAAAAGUGAUGAAGUUGGACCACUUGUGUUUUACUGGAAUGGACGUCCAUCUUCCAGACGAGUCGUGUUCAAGGGUGAUCAGAACUUAUCGAUCAGUUACGGAGGAGAAAUUCGGAUCAAACGAGCCUAUCCGGAUGUAGGCGUUCUUGUAUGGAUCGAAGUGGAUGUUGCUGAAUGCUAUGGUGAAUGCUUCACUGAUGUUGACAUAGUGGCCAACUACUUGGGAGCUGCGAAUGCCAAAAAGGAUCUAGCCGAUAUGGGAAUGCCAAUCUAUGAGGCAAUUGCUCGUCACAAAACUACUGACGACGUGACAAUCUCCUAUUCUGAUGGCUAUUGGUCCUUCAUUAUUGGCUGUUUGGCCAUUCUUAUAGUGGUUGUUACCGUAUUUGUCCUGCAACAGCGUACUCGAAAGCGUCGAACUAUCAAAGCGCCGUGUUGGAUCCCACCAACCGAAGCACAACACAAACUGUCUUCCAUGUCUCAAAGCGAGCAGAUGCUUCGGUCGAGCUUUUUCACUGACGACCUUUUUCCUUCGAAAAGGCCUCGCAUAGAAAACCUGAAUUACUAUAAAGUAUGCGAAUAUGCGAAUCCGGUAAAGAAGGGCCCACCACGUAUAACAACGCUGCAUAAGCAGGCGUCAUCAAAUAUACCGAUUCAAGUUGAAGGGGUAAAUGUAAACGUCAAGGGCCCUUUUGGAAGAACUGCUCUAAUGAUGUUAUGCGACAACUUCGAGAAGCCUGAAAGUCAGCUCAUUGAGGAGGUGGACAAAAUAUGGGCGGCUGGUGGAGAUCUGAACGUACAAGACGACGAUGAGGAAACUGCGAUUUUCAUUGCGGUACGACAAGGUCGAUUAGGUUUGGUGAAGAAGCUGCUUGACAUGGGUGCUGAUCCGACGAUCAUGAAUGACAAUGACUCUACUUGUCUUCAUGAAGCUGCAGCAAACUGUAACCUAAGCCUGGUUGAAGAGCUCCUCAGACAUAACUCCGUAGUGAAGGAGGAUCGCACACCUUACAAGAUAGCGGAAGAGAAUGAGUUCCGACAUCUACUAGAACUUUUGGAUCCUGAUGUGAAGAAAAGCAGUGUUCUUCUGCACAUAAUGGCUAAUGGGAACGGGAAGAAUAACGUGAAAAACAGUUCCCGCCAAGUCAAGCGUAUACCUGUGAAGCGUCGACCACAACCUCUCACUCCUCCGCAUUCCGACGGAUGUGGUUCAACACCUUCACCUCGAGCUGCAUUUGGUGCUCCAUCGAGACCAAUCGCUUCUGUCUUGGAUUCCCCGUCAAGUGACCGUACAAGCAACGGUAACGAUGAAUCCUCACCUAACUCCCUGCCGUUGGCACUUCAUUCGUACUGGACGUCAGAUGUUUCACAUAAUUCACCACCAUACGAGACAACUGAGCUGGGAAUUUGCUCAUAUUACAACAACUAUUCGAUAUCGAAUUCCACAUACGCAUCACAGACCCUUGCCGAUGUCCCAUAUUCUUCAUGUCAACAUUCUGAACGAUCCGCAUAUUACAGCAAACAGGUGUAA
Messenger RNA from Cooperia oncophora, 2172 nucleotides. The record is from the annotation of a GenBank genome assembly. Lineage: Eukaryota; Metazoa; Nematoda; Chromadorea; Rhabditida; Trichostrongylidae.